AGAUUGAGGUCCCUGUUCCUACUUCAGUUAAUGUUCAGAUCUUUUAUAAUAAGAAGUAUAAAUUUUCUUGUACUUAUAAAGACUGAAAAUAAAUGUUUGCUCUGGACAGCAAAAGCUUUCGUAGUGAGACAGCAAAAGCUUGGUGUGAGAAUGAAGGGGUAAAAUUAAUCUAAUAGAAUGGAUUGAGCUGUGUUCGGUGGAACGAAUGCAGUUGUUAAUAUUCAACAAUCUAACCUGAAAACUUUGACCUCAGAUAAGUUUAGUGCAUGCGAUCCACUGAACUGUAUAGAACGUAUGUAGUUCAUUGGUGUUGUUUGAUAAGAUAAUAGAGUUCUUGACCCCGAUAAGAUUUCAUUAUUUGGUGACGUCAUGGCUACGGCAACUGCACAAGGUAAAAAAACUGGCUAAGCUACUCGCGUUUUCUAUUUACCUUUCGCGAAUAUGUAGCCACUUAUGUACGAUAGUACUUGUUCAAAACAGACGACAGAAGAACGGCUGUGAAUGAAAUAUUGUCUGGUCAUUUAUUUCCGAAAAAAAAAACUAUAUCAGUUUAAUACUAUCCAUUACUUAUCGAAAUUUUGUUGUUUCGAGAGAUUCAUUCAGCAUAACACAUGACUACUCAACGUCACCAGAGCUAACGCUUCACCAAAAAAAAAAAAAUGCUACCGCUAAGUUUCCAUGCUGUCUGGCCAGCUUGGCAUGCAAGCCGCUAAUGUUAGCGGGCGGUAAUGUUAGCUAGUAUGCCAGCGCUAGCUGCAUUUUCCGCUCUGCUUGAAUAGGAGCGUCGCUCAUGUAAUAAGUUAAACGUGGCGAGCGUCUCGUUAUAGAUAUAUAUGCAUAUAGUAAACAUUCGCGGUUCACUAUUCAAGUCACAUCUGAACCGCGAGGCCCAGAAUGGAGCCAGGGAACUUGCGUGAAAGUCCAGCCGGUUCCGGAGACCCAAAACCCGCCGAAUGGCGGGAGGAGACGCCCGACGGAACGGCGGAGGAAACAUGUGAUAAAGAUCGAGAAGGCGGCGGGGAGAACAUGGACACUUCUGAGAAGACGGACGGGGAAGGUGCGGAACACAGAAGUAUGGAGAAAGUCAACUUGGACAAGAAGGAAGUCCGCAAAUCUGAAGAAUUAGAUCCAAGAAUCCAGGAGGAGCUGGAGCACCUGAACCAGGCGAGUGAGGAGAUCAACGCCCUGGAGCUGCAGCUGGACGAAGCGAGAUCGAGCUACAGGAGGAUCCUGACUGACUCGGCCAGGAAGCUGAACGCUCAGGCCUCCCAGCUGGGCACGUGCAUCGAGAAGGCCAGGCCUUACUACGAAGCCCGGAGACUGGCCAAGGAGGCCCAGCAGGAGACGCAGAAGGCCGCUCUGCGGUAUGAGCGGGCCGUUUCCAUGCACGCCGCCGCGCGGGAGAUGGUGUACGUGGCGGAGCAGGGCCUCAUGGCCGACAGGAACACCAUGGACCCCACCUGGCAGGAAAUGCUCAACCACGCCACCUGCAAGGUGAACGAGGCGGAGGAGGAGCGUUUGCGGAGCGCGCAGGAGCACCAGCGCGUGACCCAGCAGUGCCAGCAGGCCGAGGCUCGCGUGCACGGCCUGCACAACUCCCUGCGCCGCACCAUCCUCAAGUCCAAGCCCUACUUCGAGCUGAAGGCCCAGCUCAACCAGGUCCUGGAGGAGCACAAGUCCCGGGUGUUUCUGCUGGAGGAGCGCGUGUCCAAGGUGAAGACACACUACUCGAUCGCGCUGCGUAACCUGGAGCAAAUCAGCGAGCAGAUCCACGCCCAGAGGGGGCGGGGCCUGGAGGCAGAGGCGGGGCAGUGGGCCCAGGCCAGGGCCAGUGGGGUGCGGAGCUCCCCGGUGGGGGCGGAGUCAGACUCUGGGGCGGAGGAGAAGGGGACGGCCGGACGGUGGCCGUCGGGGAGGCGCUGGGGGGAGGGGGCGGGGCCGGAGGCGGGGUCAGACUCUGCUUCGCUCGUCAGUUUGCAGACCAUCGCCUCGGACCUGGAGAAGUGCGACUCCGUGGAGCACCUGGCCAACCUCAGCGACACGGUCAGCCUGUCAGGGGAGGAGGAGGGGGCGGGGCCUGGCAGGGCGGGGCCGAGCAGGGCGGGUCCUGGCAGGGCGGGGCCGGGCGGAGCCAGGCAGGAGAGGGGUGGCAUAACGGCUGAGGAGGCCCAGCAGAACUUCCUUAAGCAGCACCAGAGGAGCGUUAGCCUGUGAUGGCGGCAGGAAGAGGAAGUGACACGGCGCUGACAGAGGAACACUAACAGACCACUAGGAGAGAGGCUCUGACAUUCGGACUGACACAACUUCCUGUCUGCCACUUUCUGUACGCCACUCCCUGAGCAGCACUUUGCUGGCGGGGGCGGGGGGGAGGAAAUGGAGAGCUGCUUGCGUGAACACUACUCCAUUGUAGAAACUGACAUGGUGGUUCUCGUAAGGGGGAGGGGAGGCUUCUGGGAAGUGUAGUUUUUUCCCUUCCCAUUGUAGUUCAGACGCUGCUGUGACAGAGCCAUGCACAGGAAGAAAGAUGGGGCCCAUCUUGCCCAGUCACACUGAACAUGAGACAUUAUAGACCAUGGUACCUCUGUACGCCACCUUAAAAUUUCCUUUCUGUAUAUAUGUGACUCAGUCAGGACUAAGGCCUGUGUGUGUGCGUUUGUGCGCACGCACGCAGUGAGUGUGUCUGUAUUUAAAUGCAUGGUAAACCUU
This is a messenger RNA of Anguilla anguilla (European eel), 2706 nucleotides long. It is a transcript of the gene sh3bp5lb, whose product is annotated as SH3-binding domain protein 5-like, b. Gene Ontology annotation, molecular function: protein kinase inhibitor activity. Lineage: Eukaryota; Metazoa; Chordata; Actinopteri; Anguilliformes; Anguillidae. The record is from RefSeq and is a predicted model, not a curated record. Gene Ontology annotation, biological process: negative regulation of protein tyrosine kinase activity; intracellular signal transduction. The coding region runs from base 895 to 2214 and encodes 439 amino acids. Gene Ontology annotation, cellular component: cytoplasm. The transcript is spliced from 6 exons.